GCGCUGCGCUCGGGAAUCCUCACGUCUCGCUGUCCCCAUGACGGUGUCGUACUCGUCCCGCGUGGCCACCGCGCGCCUGGGCGGUUUCUGGCGCCUUCUGCUGCUGUGGCGCGGCGGCAUUUACAAACUGCUCUACCGCGAACUGCUGCUCUUCCUCGGGGCCUACCUGGGCCUCAGCCUCGCCUACCGGCUUUUGCUCUCUGAGCCGCAGCGUCGCCUCUUUGAGAAAUUCGUUCUCUACUGUGACAAAUCCGCAAAUCUCAUCCCGGUCUCCUUCGUCCUCGGUUUCUACGUGGCGCUGGUGCUGGAGCGUUGGUGGGCGCAGUUCCGGACGGUUCCGACGCCGGAUGGGCUGAUGUUGGCGGUCGCCGCCCACGUGCACGGGGCCGACGCGCGAGGUCGCCUCCUGCGCCGGACGCUGAUGCGCUACGGCAGCCUCGCGGCGCUGCUGGUGCUGCGCGCCGUCAGCACCGCCGUCUACAAGCGCUUCCCCAGCUGCGACCACCUCGUGGAGGCCGGAUUUCUGACUCGGGACGAGCGCCGUCGCCUCGAGGCCCUUCGCUCUCCCUACAAUAAGUUUUGGGUUCCGUGCGUGUGGUUCGCGGCGUUGGCGGCGCAGGCGAGAGCCGAGGGGCGACUGCGCGACGACUGCGCCCUCAAACUGCUCAUGGAGGAGCUGAACAAGUUCCGCAGCCACUGCAGCCUUCUCUUCCACUAUGACUGGAUCAGCGUCCCACUGGUGUACACCCAGGUUGUCACCAUCGCCGUCUACACGUUCUUCGCCGCCUGCCUGGUGGGACGUCAGUUCCUGGACCCAUCGCAGGGCUAUGACGGCCACGAGCUCGACCUCGGGCUCCCCAUCUUCACCCUCCUCCAGUUCUUCUUCUACGUGGGGUGGCUCAAGGUGGCCGAACAGCUCAUCAACCCCUUCGGAGAGGACGACGAUGACUUCGAGACCAACACAUUCAUCGACCGCAAUUUCCAGGUGUCGAUGUUGGCUGUGGAUGAGCUCUAUGCGGAGGUUCCGCCACUGCAGAGGGACCGAUAUUGGGGUUCCCCCAACCCCCGCGCCCCCUACACGGCCGCUGCACCCCCCCGGGGACCCCCGUUCCGCGGCUCUGCCUUCGACGUGACUUUGGCGAGAGAGGAGAUGCAGUUCCAACCGCUGGAGGAUCUGGGGGGGCCCCUCGGGGACCCCUUGGACCCCCCCCAUCGCUUCUCCCUUCUGCACCCCAAGAGCAGCGAAGAGGGGGGGGGAACCCCCAAACCCCCCCCGGGGGCCCCCCCCGAGGAUGGGGAUGAGGGGGGGGACACGGCGGCGCUGUUGGGGGGAGUCCCCCACGCUGAGGGGAUGGUCUGA
Molecule: messenger RNA, 1360 nt
Organism: Cuculus canorus (common cuckoo)
Lineage: Eukaryota; Metazoa; Chordata; Aves; Cuculiformes; Cuculidae
Gene: BEST2
Product: bestrophin 2
Exons: 10
Coding region: 38-1360 (440 amino acids)
Molecular function (GO): chloride channel activity
Source: RefSeq, a predicted model, not a curated record